This is a messenger RNA of Alternaria rosae, 752 nucleotides long. Its product is annotated as Cnl2/NKP2 family protein-domain-containing protein. Lineage: Eukaryota; Fungi; Ascomycota; Dothideomycetes; Pleosporales; Pleosporaceae. The record is from RefSeq and is a predicted model, not a curated record. Gene Ontology annotation, biological process: chromosome segregation. The transcript has 2 exons. The coding region runs from base 84 to 659 and encodes 191 amino acids. Gene Ontology annotation, cellular component: kinetochore; Mis6-Sim4 complex.
UGGGCAUCCCACCAUCAACACUGCCAUAUCAGUCAUUUUCCUGGGCACUACCCGGUCUAAAAUCAACUUCUACCACUAUAAUCAUGCCAUCGCAAGAGGCCAAGAUCCUCGGUGACUUCCUCCUCGCACCUGCUCCCCUGCGCGACUUCACCACCCUACGCGACUUCACCGACAUCUUCCCACGCGCACACCGCUCCAACCCCGCUGUGCAGGAAAUAUAUCGCGAGCUUCAGCACAUACGCGACAAGGACAUCGAGCUGAUCCGUCAGGACAUCAUCGAUGAGGUCAAACGGUCUAAACAGUUGAGGCGCGAGUACGCUCGGGAGAGGCGCCAAAUCGACGAUGCGACCAUCGCCGGUCUGGACCCGAUUGCGCUUCAACUGGAACAGGAGCUCUCCGGCCAAAGUCGCAAGAAACCGCACACUCUACAGACCGUCCACUCCGACAUCGAAGAAGCAUGCCAAAGCCUCGAGGCCCAGAUCGCAGAGAUAGAGCAAGAGAACAGACGGGCUUUGGCUGAGGUCCAAGAAGUCGUUGGCGCCCUCAGUGAACUGCGACAUGGCCGCUUCGCUCCGUCAUCCAGUGGGGAAAACAUUGGAGAAGAAGUCAUGGCCACGCUCAAGCGACUUGAAGCUGCGUGCGAUGAACCAACAGAAUGAGAAUUGCGAAUAUCCGAGGAUCGUCUUGACGAAUACACCGUACAAACAUGGAGGGCAUGCUAGCGGUCGAACGGUUCAGUCUUCGACUGGGAU